UUUUCUUUUAUUUCCUUCUCUUUUCAAAAUACAUGCGGACUUCUGAAGGGUUCCUGCUGAAUCUGUAUCAGUCUUGAUUUACGUUAAGGCAGAAGGAUAAGUGCAGGAAAGAAAGAGGUGUUGGUUUUUUCUCCCCAUUUUGCGGUGCUACUUUAAGUAACUAGACCAUGAAUACUAGCUUAUUUAAAAGAAAGAGUUGAGGCAGGUAUCUAACACCAAAUGUUGAUAUGUUCUUAGUAACUUUCUGAUGAUAUUAAUGUUUUUUCUUAGUCUGUAGAUUCCAGUCUUGGGGGACUUUCCAGGUCUAGUACUGUGGCUAGUCUAGAUACAGACUCCACAAAAAGUUCAGGACAAAGCAAUAGUAAUUCUGAUACAUGUGCAGAAUUCAGAGUUAAAUAUGUUGGUGCCAUUGAAAAACUGAAAUACAAUGAGAGCAAAAGUCUUGAGGGGCCACUGGACUUGAUAAAUUACAUAGAUGUUGCACAGAUGGAAAGUUACCUUUUGUUCCAGGUGAAGAGGAGUUUAUUAUGGGAGUUUCCAAAUACGGCAUUAAAGUUUCAACAUCUGAUCAAUAUGAUGUGUUACAUAGGCAUGCUCUCUAUUUAAUUGUACGGAUGGUGUGCUACGAUGAUGGUCUGGGAGCAGGAAAAAGUUUACUGGCUUUGAAGACAACAGAUGCAGCCUCUGAAGAAUGCAGCCUCUGGGUAUAUCAGUGCAAUAGUUUGGAACAAGCACAAGCUAUUUGCAAAGUGUUAUCUACAGCCUUUGAUUCAGUUUUAAUGUCAGAGAAGUCCUGAUGUUCUUCAGCUGCACAUGAUGGUGUAGCACAAGAGGCCUUUGUGUGGGGAGGAAAUGGGGCUCCUUCGUGACACCACAGACUGGCUGCAGCUACAGAGUCCCAGAAAAGACUCCCUGUGCAAACAAGAGCUAUGCAAACUUGCAUAUGGUACUCUCUCAUUCUCCAGACGUAACUUGAAGAAAUCAUUCCACCUUCAGUUGCCAGGACAAGACAGGAUUUUGUAUUUAACAUGGUAUUUUCCCCUCAAUAAUGUUUUGUAUAUUAAUGUCAAUAUUGUAGAAAUGUAAAAUAAAACUGACACAUCU
This is a messenger RNA of Pezoporus occidentalis (night parrot), 1104 nucleotides long. It is a transcript of the gene ITGB1BP1, whose product is annotated as integrin subunit beta 1 binding protein 1. Gene Ontology annotation, cellular component: cytoskeleton; lamellipodium; cell periphery. The record is from RefSeq and is a predicted model, not a curated record. The coding region runs from base 528 to 797 and encodes 89 amino acids. Gene Ontology annotation, biological process: negative regulation of substrate adhesion-dependent cell spreading; negative regulation of focal adhesion assembly. The transcript is spliced from 5 exons. Gene Ontology annotation, molecular function: integrin binding. NCBI's taxonomy places the organism in Eukaryota, Metazoa, Chordata, Aves, Psittaciformes, Psittacidae.